AUGGGCGAGGUGAAAGAGGAAGACCUGCUCGAGCAGGCUACUCAGGCGCCCAAGUUUGGCCUCAAUGCCAAGGCGCUCAUUCUGCAGCAUGCCAUGCGCCAGGAGGAGGAGGAGGAGGAGGCAGAGGCUGCCAGAGCGCAGAAGCGGCAGCGGCAAGGCGAGACCCAGCGACUUGCUUUGCCCGCCGCCAGACCGGCCAGAGCUAGCAACCUCCCCUUUGCAGGCAACCUCCAUCGCGGGCCCGAGUAUCUGGCUGCCGUGGAUGUGAAGCAGCGGCCUCUGGCGGCCUACCUUCCCCGCAGCAAGAUCCCUCGCAUCAACAGGAGGGCGGCUUUUGAGGCGUCCCAGGCUCAAGAGCUGGAGCUGUAUGGCCGCUGCGGCAGCGCGCAGGUGUACCAAAACCUGGCGGCACGCACCAGCGCCGCCCAAUGGCAGCCGGCUCAGCCGGGCAACGAACAGGGGCCGCAGCUGCCGCAGCAGCCUGCAAAGCAGGCAUCGACGCAGCAGCAGCAGCAGACGCAGCAACAGCAGCAGCAGCAGCAGCAGCAGCAGGAGCGGGACGAGCAGCAGGCGCAGCCUAGGGAGGAGCAGCAGGAACGUGAACGACUGCCAAGCACAGAGAAGCAGGGUGGCCGGCAGCGGGAACAGCGAGAACAGCAGCAGCAGGAUGCGGCCAGUGGCAGAGGGCGCCCUGCCGGCAAGGCGCCGCCUGCCCAGCUAGAGGAGGUGGAGAUAGACUGGGGAGCUGCAGCGCCGGACACUGGCGACGAGGGCACCGCAGCAGUAGCAGGCGCAGGCAUGGGCGCAGGCACAGCAGUGUGCUCCAAGUGCGUCGGCAAGGUAAUGCAGCGGCAUGCUGGCGCCACCUCAGCUGAUUUCCUGGUGGCUGAGGGCAGCAGCGUCCGAGGACUGGUUCGGGAGUACGUCAAGCAUGCGCAGCAGGGGGGCACGAAAGGGAAGUCGAGUGAGGGCCAGUAA
Molecule: messenger RNA, 978 nt
Organism: Chlorella variabilis
Lineage: Eukaryota; Viridiplantae; Chlorophyta; Trebouxiophyceae; Chlorellales; Chlorellaceae
Exons: 5
Coding region: 1-978 (325 amino acids)
Source: RefSeq, a predicted model, not a curated record